CUUCUCCCUCCCUUGGCCGGGGGCUGGGCUAGUGGUGGCGCAGCGGACGCUGCCGCCGCGCCGUGACGCAGCCAGAGAGGCUGGGCCUUCCCCUCCUCCGCCGCCCAACGGUGACAGCUCCGGGGAGGUAGCGAGCGCCGCUGUCUUGUCGGGGGCUCCGGUCGCCUCGCUCGCCGCCAGGGACCCGGGAGCAGUCGGCGUUGCUGCUGGCCAUGGUCCCCCGCCCGCCGCAGGAGGGGCAGGAGCAGAAGCGGCGGCCGCAGCCGCCAUUGCGAGCCGGGGCGGCGGGAGUAUGAAGGAUGGAAGCGGACGAGGUGACAAUUCGUGAGCAGAACUUCCACAGCCAAGUGCGGGAGUACACGAUCUGUUUUCUCCUAUUUGCUGUUCUCUACAUAGUUUCCUAUUUUGUAAUCAGAAGAUACAAAAGGAAAGCAGAUGAGCAGGAGGAUGAAGAUGCCAUUGUCAACAGAAUUUCGCUGUUUUUGAGUACCUUCACUCUUGCAGUUUCAGCUGGUGCCGUCCUGCUUCUACCUUUUUCAAUAAUCAGCAAUGAGAUCCUGCUUUCUUUUCCACAAAACUACUAUAUUCAGUGGUUAAAUGGCUCUCUAAUUCAUGGUUUGUGGAAUCUUGCUUCCCUUUUUUCCAAUCUUUGUUUAUUUGUGUUGAUGCCCUUUGCCUUCUUCUUUCUGGAAUCAGAAGGAUUUGCUGGCUUAAAAAAGGGGAUCAGAGCACGUAUUUUGGAAACACUUGUUAUGCUUAUUCUUCUUGGGCUGCUUAUCCUUGGAAUAGUGUGGGUGGCUUCAGCUCUCAUUGACAAUGAUGCUACCAGUAUGGAGUCUUUGUAUGAUCUUUGGGAAUUCUACCUCCCUUAUUUAUAUUCCUGUAUAUCGCUGAUGGGAUGUUUAUUACUUCUCUUAUGCACGCCGGUGGGGCUUUCACGAAUGUUUACAGUGAUGGGUCAGUUGCUGGUGAAGCCAACAAUCCUUGAAGACCUGGAUGAACAGAUAUACAUCAUCACCUUAGAGGAAGAAGCAAUCCAGAGGAGACUAAAGGGUAUGUCUUCUACUAUGGAGUUCAAUACAGUGGAGCUGAGACAGGAACUUGAAAAUGUGAAGAGCAUGAAAACAAAAUUAGAGCGGAGAAAAAAAGCUUCUGCAUGGGAGAGGAAUUUAGUGUAUCCAGCUGUUAUGAUACUGCUGCUCAUUGAGACAUCCAUCUCAGUUCUCUUAGUUGCCUGCAACAUUCUUUGCCUGUUGAUUGAUGAGACUGCAAUGCCAAAGGGAUCAGGGGGGCCUGGAAUAGGAAGUGCCUCCCUAUCCACUUUUGGUUUUGUGGGAGCAGCACUUGAAAUCAUUUUGAUUUUCUAUCUUAUGGUAUCCUCUGUCGUCGGCUUCUAUAGUCUUCGCUUUUUUGGAAAUUUCACUCCCAGGAAGGAUGACACAACUAUGACAAAGAUAAUUGGAAACUGUGUGUCAAUCUUAGUGCUCAGCUCUGCUUUGCCAGUGAUGUCAAGAACACUGGGAAUUACCAGAUUUGAUCUGCUUGGAGACUUUGGAAGGUUUAACUGGCUGGGAAAUUUCUACAUUGUGUUAUCUUACAAUUUGCUCUUUGCUAUCAUGACAACUCUAUGUCUGGUCAGAAAGUUCACCUCUGCUGUGCGAGAAGAGCUCUUCAAAGCAUUAGGUUUAGAUAAACUUCAUCUGUCGAACAAUGCAAGAGACUCUGAGACGACAAAGCCUUCUGCAAAUGGGCAUCAGAAAACACUGUGAGAAGCAAUCAUCUUCAAUCAAUAAAGCUGAAAACUUCAACCUCAUGACAUUCCUGUCAUCUUCAUCAAAAUGUCUUUGUAUUAAUUUCAUUUGUUAAUUUUGGGUCCAACCUUCUCUCACUUUUCACACUGUGUAUUUCUGAGAAACCAAGCUACUUCCGAUUCUACAAUUUCUGAUUUGUUUUGGUCCAUUUUGUAUACUCCCCAGUCAGUUUAUGCAGGAGGUGCCUUGAAGACUGGAAGCUGAGAAAAAAAAUGAAUUCGUGGUUGGACAGAGUCUCAUGUUUCUAGAUAUGAUGCCCUACUACCAUGUUAAGUGCACAAUACCUCCUCUAUGAUAUAAAUACAAUGCUGGUGAACAGCUCUGAGACUUGGAAAGAAAGGGUACAUUUGAAGCCCAAUAUAACCCUAAUUAGGAAUGUUUAGGUGUCUUUAACAGCAAGUCACACUUCUUUUCUACUAAGAAUUCAUUAAAAAAUUGAAGUAAUUUGGAGAGAUCACUGUUAGUUUCAUACAGGAUUCACAAGGCUGUAUGUAACGUUUGGCAUCAUGAAGCACUCUUACAGACCCAGUAUUGUAGGUUUUUCAACGACAGAAGGUAAUUUUCUUCAGUGGUAAUCAGAAGGUGUCUCAUCAAGACUAAUGAACCACAAGAUAAAUUCUAAUGUACUUCACUGUUAAAUCUGAGCCCAGUAUGCUUUGUAGAAAGCUAUGCAGGCCUCUUAUUGUUCUAAUUCAUAUAGUACUAUCACUUACAGAAAGUGUUAUGCCAUAGAGGUCAGUUGCCCUUCAAUAUAUACACAUAUAAAAUUCUAUUAACUGUGUGUGUGUGUGUGUGUGUGAACACAAGUAGCACAGAUUUUGUCUAGUAGUCUCCAGUUGAACAGUUUCCUUAAAGGUUUUCUGAGUUAAGUCCUGAUGAUGAUAAUGCAGUAUAUUGUAGCUUAGUGGUGCAAGCCACUAUCUUUCACUAAUCUCUUCAGUCUUUAGUUUCUCUCAUAUGUCUGUACACACACACACACACACACACACAGGAAUGUUUAUAACUCAGUGCAAGCUUUUAUUUUUCACCAAUCUCUUCAAGUCUUUAGUUUCUCCUAUAUAUUAUAUAGUCCUGUCUAUCUGUAUAGAUAGUACUAUAUAGUGUGUGUGUAGUAUACUAUAUAUGUUGAAUACUAAGCUUACAGAAAUGAUGCAGUCAGUUGGGUCAGCAAAACCUCCAGUUCAGUCUUUCUUAUGAGUAUGAAGCUUUCUGCAAUGUAACAUGAUUUAGCUGCUCUGAGCCCUUAGACCCAGAAUGACACUGAUGAGGAGAAAUUCAGUAUUUUCUUUAGCAUUGCUGUAGAAUCAGACGUCCUGCAAGUAGUAUGUGACAAUCACCGGUCGCUGUUAAAAUGUGUGUACUUUUGCCUGUUGUCUAACACUGCUGCACUAACACUUGACUUGAAAAGAGGAAUUAUAAAGACAGUAAUGAGGACCAUUGCCUGUAUAUGUGUGAUCUGUAGACAGAUCAGGCAAGGUUACCAAAACAUUUUUUGGUAAGUUUAAUGUUUCUUAUUUUGUAUUUAUGUAAAACUGAAAUAUGUCCAUUUGAGGUCUGAGCCCUUACACGCAAUCAAACCAUGAUAAUGGACUAAUAUCCAGUACGAUUCUGAAACAAGUUAGUCUCUUCUGAUGUCCGGUAUCUCUCAUCUGUUCUCUUCCUGAGUAAUGUCUGAGUUCUGGCCUAUGCUUAAUGAAAUCGGAGUGAGAUGGGAGUUCAGUGGAGUGCUUCAAAAGCAAACCCCAAACAACAGCCACAAAAAUAAUGGUUUCCUGAAUUGGCCUUUUUGAAUGGAAAUUGGGCAUAAUAUAAAUACUACUGCAGUAAUUUCUGAGCUGUAUCUACUGUUUAUUAGGCUGGGUUUUGGAGAGAGUAAAAUUGCUAGUUUUCAUUGAGACUUACAAGCAUCUUUUUCUGUUGCUUACAUUUAUUGUUGAGUUUUUGGACAGCAGAAAUUUUUUUUUUCUCCAUUGAGGCAAAGUUCCAACCAAGAAGAGAUAACUACUCCUAAAUUACUUAAAAAAAAUGGAUUCACAUUAUAAACAUUAGAUGAUUUAUUAGUAAAGGCAUUGGCUCCUUGUAUCUGUUGAGAGUGUAUGGGCUUCUGCAUUAGAAGUGUAAAGAAUGAUAAUAUAAUUAUCCACUAUUUAUCUUUGGAAAUGAUAAUAUGACUAUAGUUGUACCAUAUCCGCACUGGGAGUGUGGUAAACUGUGACAUAUGAUAGGGUUAGUUAAUUUUAUAAAACAUAUUCCAGCUUUCUGUUACAUUGUGACUUUAAGGUAGUUGCCUCAGUAAGAUUUUUUUGAUCAGAUCCCCUGACGAAAUUGUCUGUAGAAAGAUCAAAAAGCAAAAAUUUCUACUCAAGUUCUGGAUGAUAUCUGCCUUAAUUUUGAUCUUUGUCCUUCUCUCAGUAGGAAUCCACAGCAGAAACUGAUUUUUUUUUUUGGAAGGGGUAUGUGGUCUGUCAAGCCAAGAAAAUAAAAAAAAGUCAAACAAUUCACCAUGCUUAUAUAUGAUUCCCCAGAAUGAAUUGUGUUUAGCGAGUGAGUUGUCUGGAGGCAAGCUCCAUUAGAUACGUUCACAAAUAGCAAGAAUGCAAGUUAUAGUAUGUAGGCAAAAAGAAGAAGAAGAAAGACUUGCAGUGUUUUCCCCCUUGUCUUAGUAUUUCUUUCCCUCCCAAAACAAACACUGCAGUUUUCUGAUUGCACUCCUUUUAUUGGGUUGUGCUUUGAAUCUUAGAGUCACAGAUCUGUAUUAGUUAAAAAGAGUACUUAAAUAAAGACACUGGUUACUGGAAAGAAGGCAAAAGUUUAGGUUAAGUGUGGUUCUCACAGUGGAUUAAUCUUCAGAGAAAAUCCAACCUUUCUCUAGCUGCUGACAGUGUCUUAAGUCUACUUUUUGUAUUUUGACACUGUCUACGUUAAAUGUCCUGAAACUGACAUUCUAUAUGCAAACUUUUUACAGAUACAGUGCUACUUUCAAACGUAAAUAUAACACCUUGGUCGUAUAUUCACAGAAGGGUAAAUUUAUUUACACAGAAGCAAUGGAGAAGUCAUUAAUAGAUAUUGACAGUGCACUUCCAGUGUUUUGUCUCAUGAAGUCAGGUGGUCUGUACCUCUUGGUGACAUCAACAUCUGCCUCAUUUUUUAUGAGGCUAAAGCACAGAGAUGCUACUAUCUGAUAAACAAGAUACAAUUUUUGUCUGAUUUAUGGUAUGUGAAUUAAGUGUCUUAAGUUAGCCACCUCUUGGCUUUCUCCUGUGUUGGUAGCACAAUAUUCAAUGCACAGUGGCAGAAUUGUUGUAAUAUGGUGGGAUUCUUAAGUGUAAGCACAUCUUCAGUAUUUACCUUUUAAGGUAAAAAUUAAACUGGUAUGAUGUUACUUUAGAAGUAACAAUUUUUGCAUUCAUAGGAAACUUUGUUUACAGAUUGUAAUGGUGUUUGUUGUUGGCCCUGUUUCUCCAAUACCUUUUACAUAGUUCACUGUUUUAGUGUCAUAGAAAUUAAAGAAUUUAACAAGAAAUUAUUUCGUGUUUUGGUUCAGAAGUACCAUAUUAAAGCUUUAAAAAUAUCACCAACCACAGGAGCUGUGGGAGUAUUAAUCCUCCAUGCUCCUGAAGCCUCUUGUAAUCAUCUACAGCUUAGAGUGCCUCCUGUGUGCUCCAUGCUGGACAAACCAGAGAAGAGGUGCUCUCUGCCCUGCAGAAUGUACAGUCUAAAUUAGAGCCGGGUAAGGCAGUCCGUCCUUACUGAAUAUACAUCACAGGACACAUGAGAAAUGCAUAGAAGGUCAAGUUUUCAAGAUGAAUUUUUAUAUCAAAUAUGUGAUGGUCUGGAUGAGUCUCUGCCAUUGUUCACAUACGUUAGGUUGAUGUCUUCCCUAUAGUAUUGUGGGGGACUUAGAAUAAACCAUUUAGUCAUAAAAUACAACCCUAGCCCUUCCUGUUCCAAAAGAAACAUAAGGAUUUAAGGCCAUUUGCUCUCAGUCUGUACUAUUUUUUCCUAGAAUUUCAUAAGUAUAACAUGAUACGCUUUAGCCCAAAUUUUCAAGAGUUUUGCAGAAAGCAAUGGAUGUAUCUGUUCUAGGCAAUUCAGUCUUGUUGCUAUUGUGGUCUAAAUAGCCAUCUUAUUGCAAAGUAUUAAGCACAAAGAGUAUCACUGAAUCUUUUCUUGUAUCUUACACGUGCUCAGAUGAAACUAGAACAUGCUGUUUUAAAAACAUACAGUAAGUAGUAUGAUUCAUACCAAGUGAUUUUACGUGCAUAAUUAGGACCAAUAUGGUUAAUUAAAAA
Mauremys mutica (yellowpond turtle) is the source of this 6103-nucleotide messenger RNA. RefSeq names its product limb development membrane protein 1 (gene LMBR1). The record is from RefSeq and is a predicted model, not a curated record. Gene Ontology annotation, biological process: signal transduction. Gene Ontology annotation, molecular function: transmembrane signaling receptor activity. NCBI's taxonomy places the organism in Eukaryota, Metazoa, Chordata, Testudines, Geoemydidae. Bases 300 to 1769 code for a protein of 489 amino acids. The transcript has 17 exons.